Molecule: messenger RNA, 924 nt
Organism: Gongylonema pulchrum
Lineage: Eukaryota; Metazoa; Nematoda; Chromadorea; Rhabditida; Gongylonematidae
Source: the annotation of a GenBank genome assembly
AUGCUCACAUCGCAUGAGCAACUUCUUCGCGCCCAAAAUGCUCGCUUGCAAGAAUUUACAAUUUCAAAUGAUGAAGUGACUAGCACUACUCCAACAAUGGUACCAACAUAUACAGUUCAACGUUCAGCAUCACCUAGCAGUUUGUUGUUAUCUACAAAGCACAUUUGCGCAAUAUGCGGUGAUCGUGCUUCCGGCAAACAUUACGGAGUGUACAGCUGUGAAGGUUGUAAAGGAUUUUUCAAGAGGACAGUGCGCAAGGAUCUUGUCUACUUGUGUCGUGAGAAUCGCAACUGUAUCAUUGAUAAGAGGCAGCGCAAUCGUUGUCAAUACUGUCGGUAUCGGAAAUGCCAAAGUAUGGGAAUGAAACGUGAAGCAGUACAAGAAGAAAGGCAAAAUACGAGAGUGGAUGUUCGAAAGGUACUGGAUAGCACCGGACAGUAUAUGAGCACGAAUCAAAUGGAAGCAGAAAGUACAAGCAACUGUAGCGAUCCUGAAGCACAGCUCGAAAGGAUAGCUGGGGCGGAAGAAGCUUCUGAAACACUUUUCAGCAACAUUAAGGUUGAAUCAAAUGAUGCAAGUAGCUGCGAAUCGCUGGGAUGGCAUAUGAUACGAAUUAUCGACUGGGCCUUGCUGCUGCCGUCUUUCAAGGAUAUUCUUAUCGAAGAUCAAGCUCGAUUAAUUCGUUCUGGUUGGUACGAGCUAAUUCUUGCUGAUAUUGCUUAUCGUUCAUCCACCGAUAAGUUGUUACUGUGGCCGGAGCGUAUCAUGGAAAGGGACGAAGCCGAAAUGCUCGGUUGCCGAGUGAUUUUUGAUCGGAUUAUCAACGAGUUGACGAUGAGAAUGAAAGAUUUAGCGGUAGACAGAAUGGAGAUUGCCGCUCUACGAUACGCUAUUUUAAUGAAUCCAGGUAAGCCGCACUACUAG